Molecule: messenger RNA, 5392 nt
Organism: Oldenlandia corymbosa var. corymbosa
Lineage: Eukaryota; Viridiplantae; Streptophyta; Magnoliopsida; Gentianales; Rubiaceae
Source: the annotation of a GenBank genome assembly
GUUCUUUCUUACACUUUAUUAUACACUACUACGUCUAACGGAGUAAACAAAUGUUAAAAUAGACUGGUCGCGCAACGCGCGACACCAAAAGACUAGUAUGUAUAUAAAUGUGUGUAGUAGUGCUAUAAAUUGAUGCACGCUAAUUUUUUAAUCGUCUGCUCCACGCGCCAGUCGCUUUACUAUUGGUUCUUGCCCCCCUUCUCCGUCUAAAAACCCCUCCGGUUAAUACUGUCCCUCCGGCAUCUGAAUCUUCUUCCCGGCUCCGAUGAAAGAAUAAACAGACUGAAGAAAUUGGACUUCAAAAAUUGGUAUAUUUAUAUAUAUUUUGGGAUAACUUAGAGAAAGAUGAGGAAACUAUCUUUGUUCCUGUUUCUGCUGUUAAUGGCGUCAAUGGUUCUUCCACUAGUCCUACCAAUUCAGGCUGUGGAUUCGGAAGAAUCCAUUGGCAUGAAAAACUCACCAUCGGUGCAGUGGGAGGUUUUAACAAAAAGUAACUACUCCUCGGAAAUCCGUCGCCACGCUCAUAUCCUUCUGAUGAUCACCGUCCCUUUGACAGGAAGGAUUUGUCCGCCCCUUUUGAUGGGAGAUUUAUUAUCACUUUUGGGUUAGCUACACGGAGCAUCCUUUCUUACCCUUGGGGGGUCACAGGGAAGGUCUCUAAGAGAUCAUUUAACACAAAGGACUAAACAUUUCCAGGAAUCAGAGCAGAAUUCACCUAGCUGCUCUGUUCUCAGUAGGAGAAGACUCGCCACCAGAUAUAUUCGCUUGGUCAAUUAGCAGGAACUUCACUGCCCUAGCGGGAAAGCCCUCACUUUGGGCGACAUCGUUACCCCCAAGAACAAGAAUAACUGCAGGGAAGAUAUUAUUAAAAAGGAAAAUGAGCCUCAUGACUAAUAAUUUCACUUGAAGAGGGUUGAUAGUAGGUUUUACUAGAGCAAUUGACGUAGGCUAUAAUAACCUAAUAUAUUUUGAGUUAAGGAAUGAAACAACUAAAAACAGAAUAUAGGUCAGAGUCUGUAUGAAGCCUGAGGGUGAUAGUUCUUGAUGUAAGUGCCAUUUUUCCAAUUUCCAGGUGGUCAAGAACAAGUGCUACCUAGUACUUUAUGCACUCAGAAUCUCUUGAUACAUUUUUGUGUUCCACUCGAUGUUUAUCUUUUUUACUAGUCUAUGUAAAGGUUUUAAGCCCUUAGACACAUCUUGUUCUAUCUAAAUUUCAUCUUAAUUAUCAAAAAUUUUGCUAAUCCUACAUCUUCGUCUAUUAAACCGUACCUUUCAGAUAAGUACACCCUCAUGUAUAAGGGUGACUUUACUUUAAAAUUCAUUAGAAUGUAAAUGAUUACUAUUAUAAAUUAAUGCGACUUUCAACACUCAACAAUAAGAAGCCUUUUUCCCUCUAUGUGGGGUAGGCCAUAUGGAUCAUAUAUGAAUUCCAUUACUCACUUUAAGGAAUUCAACUUCAGUUCAUGAAGCAAAAAUUGACAGCCAACGCUUGAAGCAAUAUACGACUGUAAUUUUCCAAUAAUAAUUUCAUCAAUUAUUUCACAGAAUCCAGAGUUUGUGUAUUCUGCAGAUGUUACCUGGUUGGAUUUUUAAAUAGUGGAUGGAUGUCAAGAUAUUCUCGAUAUUGAAUUGAAUUAUUUUAUUUGUUUUGUCAGAUGAAUGCUCAUGUGACCAAAUGAAAGUAUCUGUGUUAUGAUACAAUACUAUUGUGUAACUGGGAAACAUUAUUCCUUCUCUUUUAUCAUUUCACAUUAUUGCACAAUUUUAUGUACCUUUUGUCGCGUUGUUACUUCUUUGGACACAUUUUCUUUUGUUCUAUCUCUUAAUAAUGGUAAAAGUAUGUGAGAUGUUAGUUACUGGUUCUUUGUAUAAAUUUAGUGUGCUGAACCUUUUCCCAGGGUGUGGUGAAUCUAGAUCCCUUAAGAAGGAGUUGGUGAAUGUGAUUCAGAGGGAACCAGAGAGGUUUGGUACAUUGAAGUUGAUGCUAGUGUACAGGAACAAUGAAAGAAUGCUGGCAAAUGCACUUGGUGCUUCUGAGGGUAUAACCGUUCUUUAUUUCCAUCAUUCUGUGUCCUAUAAGUAUGGGGGAAGGCUUCGAGUACAGAACCUCUUAGCUUCCAUUCAUUCUGUCAUGUCUGCUCCUCCUGAUGAACUUCCUUUGAAAUUCUUGAAAACACCAUACGAGUUGAGGAAUUUCUUUGAUUCAACUGACAAGGCCAUGCUUCUUUUGGACUUUUGUGGGUGGACCCCCAAGUUGCUGGUGAAGGGUUCAGUUGAAGAGUCUAAUGGAACACAAGUUUGGGAGGAGAAGAAGCAGAAGGCCUCAGAAGACGGCCAAAUGAGUUGCAACGUGAAUGAUGGCUUCAGUGCAUUUCCAUCUUUUGCUGACUUUAUUCUGCGGACUGAUGGCAUAUUGCAAGGAGCAGAGAAUACAUCCUUCGGAGAAGGCUUUUCUUGUACCCUAGAUGAGCUUCAGCGACUUGAAUCUUUCUUCCCAAAAUUCAUAAAGUUGGCAAGGGAUUUCUUUCUUCCACCUGAAAGGCAAGGUUUUGGAGUGGUAUCUGAGAGGUCGUUACUUUCAGACUUGGUUAGCAAUGCUUCUGCUUCCUGGUUGCUAAAGUUGUAUGCAGCUGGUUGCCCGAGCUGCUCGAGGAUUGUUGGAGAAGGCGAUGACCUCAAAGUAGCUAUAGAGACUCAAGAUUCCAUUGUCAAAGAGCUCAGAGAUGAUGCACAUGAUGUACCAACUCUACCUGCAAAUGGCGUGUCAGUAAUUCUUUUCAUUGACAGAUCAUCUGAAUCAUUGUCUGUCUGGAAAAAGAGCAUGGAAGCUCUCCAUACUUUCAGAGACUUUGCAUUGCAAUUUCAAAACUCAAAUCAGAACUGUGGGAAGGUGGAGAAUGCUUCCUUUGAAACUUAUAAAACAAUGGGACCGCCAAAGGUCUUGAAUCCACAGUUGUUUUCAUCAUUGCAGAGUCUAAAUCAGAAGGACAAAACAUCUAUAAUGAUAUUAAAUGAUGGGAGGCAAAUUUCACUGCAAAACUUCAUUUCAGAUUUGCGGGGUAGUUCGUUGCCUGAGGUCUUGGCUAAUUUGCUUCAGGAUAAGAACAAAUCAAAAUUUAGCUCCCUAGCGAAAGAUGCAGGAUUCCAACUUUUAUCCAAUGAUUUUGAGAUCAAAGGCACAGAUGAUAUACAGAGUCAACGGGAACCUGAACCUCACGCAAGUGAAGGUUUGGAAGUCUCUCCAGGAGUUGACCACAGGGAUAUUGCUAACCCAGACAAGGACUCAAAGUUGCCGAUCCCUGGUGCUUUCCCCAUAAUGAAAGAUGAAGAAACGAGUCCUGCUGGUGCUGGAUCCUUGCAGCAGGUUGGCAAUAGUAAUCCUCUCCAAAGAAUCGAAAAAUCAUCUGAAAUACUAUUCAAUAUUCAUACUAGUAAAGUAGAUAGUUAUUCUGAAGACAGCAAUUUUGAAGACGAAAGACUUGCAGGAGUAAAUGAGCAAAUACAACAGAAAAGUUGUAGUAUUUCAUUUUUCUUCAGCGAUGGCGGAUUCAGAUUGCUGAAGGCUCUUACGGCUGCUCACCGGGAGAUUCCAUCAUUAGUGAUAGUGGACCCCAUGGCUCGGAGACAUUUUAUAUUGCCAGAGUCUGAUAUUUCCAAUAUUUCUUUAUUGUCGGAUUUUCUUGAUCGAUUUCUCAAUGGAAGCCUUCUGCCCUAUCAGCAAUCAGAGCAUUUUGUUCAGAGCCCUAGGGAAGCUCCAAACCCUCCAUUCGUAAAUUUGGAUUUCCACGAAGCAGAUCCUAUUCCUCGAGUGACAGCAAAUACAUUUGCAGAGAUGGUCAUCGGCAAUGAAUCUUACUCCAAGGCUGAUAAUGCCUGGAAUACUGAUGUCGUCGUUCUAUUCACCAAUAGCUGGUGUGGAUUUUGCCAGAGAAUGGAAACGGUUGUUCGUGAAGCAUAUAGAGCAAUUAAGGGUUAUGCCAAUAUGUUGACAAUGAGAUCGAGUGAAAGUCUUUUAUUGAAUAAAGAUAAUAGCAGGGUCCACUUGAAGGUUCCACUGAUUUUUCUUAUGGAUUGCACACUUAAUGACUGCAGUCUGAUGUUAAAAACGACUGUUCAGAGGGAAGUAUAUCCUUCUGUGGUGCUAUUUCCAGCUGGCCAGAAAAAUGCCAUCAUUUACAAAGGAGAUGUGGCAGUUUUUGAUGUUAUUAAGUUUUUGUCUGAUGAAGGAACUCUGGUCAAUGAGAAAGGUGUUCCGUGGCUUGGAGUUGAACAAGGUGGAGAUGUUUCUGGAACCGAUCCUAUUUAUCCGCCAACAUACCAUGAAGUUCUACUGAAGGAUCAGACCUCUGAAAUGGUAGUUACUCAACAUAGAAGGGGUCAUUCUUUGAGUGGCUUACAUGAAUCAACUCCUCAAGUACUUACCGGUUCAAUUCUGACUGCAACUGACAAGCUAAUGAAUGCACAUCCAUUUGACGAAUCUAGAAUUCUUAUCGUAAAAGUCGACGAAGCUAUGGGAUUUGAAGGUUUGAUCUUGAACAAGCACAUCCAUUGGGAGUCUCUUGAAGAACUUGAUGAAAACAUGAAAAUGCUAAAGGACGCACCCCUUUCUUACGGUGGUCCAGUUAUGAAACAUGGAAUGCCUCUUGUUGCGUUAGCUCAAGCGUCCAAAAUCAAUCAGCACGUGCAAGAAAUACUACCAGAUGUCUACUUUUUUGAUCAACCGGCCACUCUUCAAUUAAUAGAAAAACUCAAGUUAGGUAAUGAAUCUGUUCAUGGCUACUGGUUCUUUUUGGGGUUUUCAAAUUGGGGCAGGGAGCAGUUGUUUCAGGAGAUCGCUGAGGGCGCUUGGGAUGUAAGCAUAGGCGCCGUUGAGCAUUUAGAUUGGCCUGAAGUUUCCUGAAACCUAUAAUAGAUCUUUGAACAUGGUACAAGAGGUUGACUGUGGAUGAAGUUUACAUCUACUCAAACCACAUUUACAUGACGCCUAUUGUCUCCUCGGAAAUGUACAAAAAAUGUAACAUUUGUUCUGUGGAUUUGUUUAGUUUGGAUGUAAAUUGGGAAUAGCUGUCACUAAUUUGGGAGGGAUCAUGAUCUCUACCCUAUUUUCGUUGGCUGUUGUGCUUUUGUCCAAAAAAUUUUGCAUCUCUCAAAUUGUGCCCAAGUCAACCACUGUUGACUGGUACUGUGGCUCGGCCACCGGGAUUUUGGGCCGCCGGUGGUCUUAUGGUGCCGUCGCAGUGGCUAGUGGUGGAAAAAAUUUAUAAAAUAGGGUUUAAGAUAAUAGUUCAAACAUAUCCUAAAUCCCGUAAUUUAAACGUGUGGUUUAUGUUUACACACUGAUCAUUUCCAUUACAAAAAUUCAUUAUUGUUUAAAAACUCAUUUUUGUCCCUU